This is a messenger RNA of Symsagittifera roscoffensis, 1477 nucleotides long. RefSeq lists its product as uncharacterized. The record is from RefSeq and is a predicted model, not a curated record. Gene Ontology annotation, molecular function: metal ion binding. NCBI's taxonomy places the organism in Eukaryota, Metazoa, Xenacoelomorpha, Acoela, Convolutidae.
UUCUCCAAUCUGUUUAUAUGUAAGUGUUGUACGCUAAUUUAUUUAGACUGAAAAUUGAAAAACUUGCACGCGGUCUGUAUGUUUUUGUAUUUAUUACAAUUACUCUGUUUUGGUGCUUGUUUUGGUGCUUAGUUUAUCACAGCACAAUCAUUUUUAUGUGAUUUACGUGUAUUUAUUUAUUUAUUUAUAGACACAGUGAGAACCGUAAUUAUUUUUCUAUAGACUUUUUUGGGUCUUAUGCACUGAACGGCCCAAAAUCAGAAUUUCUACAUCUUUCUUCAACUCAUAUGCGGGUAAGGCUGACUCUGAUAGGCUAAUCAGACACUCAGAUUCAAACGCAAAAUGAAUGAGUGUCAAAUUUGUUUGAACUCUUUGGAAGACCGUGAACCUCUAAUGUGUGGACACGAAUUCUGCCGGGACUGUAUUUCACACAUUCUCAAAAAACCUGCACCUAUAUGCAGGGUGUGCAGAUCAGCAAUACCGAGGAAUAUGGAUAGAGAUCCUCUGAGAAGAGAACACGUUCCAACUAACAAUACAUCAUCGUCAAGAUCAAUCCAGCUAGUUUUGCACUCAGCAAACAAGCGCACUUUCUGGUAUCGCCCAGCUUUCGACUCGAAAGGAGUGGGUUUCAUCAUGCAUGAACAAGGAGACGUGGCCGACCCUGGGAGACUGGAGCAAACCAUUUCGCAGGUGGAACUGACCAAUGGAUCUUUGCGACUCCUCAAACGUCUUGUGUGGCAAAAACAACGAAACUACGAUGGAUCUCGUUUAAUGGGAGUAGUUGUGAGUAACGACUAUCUGUACGGAACAAUACGGUACGCAAACGACACGUACGGAGUCGAAAUAAUCGAGAAACUUUCUCUUGGCACGAUCCAGAAGUUGGACCUAGAAAACAUCAAGUUCGAUUUGUCCAAGCAAGGAAGAGCCGAUGUAACAAAUCUGGGCACGGGCAACUGGUUGCUAAUUUUCCCAAAAGCAUCGGCAACCAAGCGAUCGGUGAUUAUAUGCCAGGACAACAAAAUUGUUGAGAGGAGAGAAAUCGUGAAAAAGGAUAGGUUCAGAACGUCUAUUACCAGAACUACGGGCGACUACAUUCUCAUGGCUGAGAGAAAAGGCAACACCCUAAUUGUCAUUCGCUGGAAAAAUGGAAAUACGGUGCUAAACAUAUUCAGGCAAACCGAACUGCACGCAGAGAAAAGCGGAAUCGUUUCGUUCACAACGGCUGAAUUGGAUUCAGUUAAUUUCAUUGCAACUCUCACAAAUGAAAACAUGAGAGCUAUCAGCCUCUACGAGAUCGACUAUGCUCGAGUCAUGGAAGAAGGCAACAAAGCACUUCAGUUCAGGAGAAGAGUUAUUAUGGAUGAAAACAUUGUUUGUCUUUUUCCGUCGAUAAAUCUGGGCAACAUAUUGGCAAUUAAUGGAUCUCAGGUGCUGUGCUCAGUGUCGAUUGCCCCAGAAACAUUGAAAAGGAAUUCAA